This is a messenger RNA of Osmerus eperlanus (European smelt), 1683 nucleotides long. RefSeq names its product adenosine kinase b (gene adkb). Gene Ontology annotation, cellular component: cytosol; nucleus. The record is from RefSeq and is a predicted model, not a curated record. Gene Ontology annotation, biological process: purine nucleobase metabolic process; purine ribonucleoside salvage. Bases 193 to 1272 code for a protein of 359 amino acids. NCBI's taxonomy places the organism in Eukaryota, Metazoa, Chordata, Actinopteri, Osmeriformes, Osmeridae. The transcript is spliced from 11 exons. Gene Ontology annotation, molecular function: adenosine kinase activity.
GCCCAUGCCACAACCUACUUUUCCAUUUCUAUCGAGCAGGAAGCAACCACAUGAAAGACUAGACCAGGCGCGGUAUUGGGUCAGGCUUUAAUGUUUUGGUGCAGGCAUUCUCCAAAGACUGCAUUUUUUGCGUAAUUAUAUUUUUGUGUAACAAAACGUUUGUCUGAUAGCCUUCACUUUGUCGUAGCUACAAUGUCUGGCGAGGAACCCAACGUUAAGAAAGUCAGAGUGACAGGUAAAGCUCUGAGUGAAAACACUCUGUUCGGGAUGGGCAACCCCCUGCUGGACAUCUCCGCUGUGGUGGAUAAGGACUUCCUCGACAAAUACGGACUGAAGCCCAACGACCAGAUCCUAGCUGAAGACCAACACAAAGCCUUGUUUGAAGAAAUAGUCAAGAAGAGCAAAGUUGAAUACCAUGCCGGUGGCUCCACCCAGAAUUCUGUGAAAAUUGCCCAGUGGAUGAUCCAGGAGCCCCACAAGGUGGCCACAUUCUUCGGCUGCAUUGGGACCGACAGCUUCGGGGAGAUCCUGAAGCAGAAAGCGGAGGAGGCCCACGUGGACGCCCACUACUACGAGCAGAGCGCCGAGCCAACCGGCACCUGCGCAGCCUGCAUCACCGGGGACAACAGGUCCCUCGUCGCUAACCUGGCAGCGGCAAACUGCUACAAAAAGGAAAACCACCUGGACCUGGGCAGCAACUGGGAACUGGUGGAGAAAGCCAAGGUCUAUUAUAUUGCGGGCUUCUUCCUCACUGUGUCCCCAGAGUCCAUCCUGAAAGUGGCGAAGCACGCCUCCGAAAACAACAAAAUCUUCGGCCUGAACCUCUCCGCUCCUUUCAUCAGCCAGUUCUUCAAGGAGCCCAUAAUGAAGGUCAUGCCCUACGUCGACAUCUUGUUUGGGAACGAGACGGAGGCGGCCACUUUCGCCAAAGAGCAAGGCUUUGAGACGGACGACAUUGCAGAAGUUGCGAGGCAGGCCCAAAGCCUGCCCAAAGUCAACAAGAAGAGGCAGAGAGUCGUGGUCUUCACCCAGGGCAAGGACGACACCGUGGCAACUGUUGGUGAGAAGGUGACCAUGUUCCCCGUGCUGGACAUCGACCAGAACGACAUUGUGGACACAAACGGAGCAGGGGAUGCCUUCGUGGGAGGUUUCCUGUCAGAGUUGGUGCAGGAGAGACCGCUGAAGGAGUGUAUACGCGCCGGCCACUACGCUGCCAACGUCAUCAUCAGGCGGGUGGGGUGCACCUUCCCAGAGAAGCCAGACUUCCACUGAUACGCCCCCGUAUCCAAGCACCGAGCAUCUUCAUGUCUUCUCUAUGAGACACCUGCAUUUUGCGUUUGCCUGAACGUUGUGUAAAGUUUGUACAAUUACAGUAAUUCCACAAAGAAUGGAUCGUCGACAUUACUUGUAUGCAUUUAUUUUAGGAAGUUGCAGACCAACAAAGCAUUGGUCUUCUUCAGUUGGUAACUUCAUAAGCAACACUCCACUACAUUUGUGUGACAUAUAUUAGCAUCAUUAAAUGUCAUUUUCUAUACAGACCUUUAUUGCAAUAUAGGCUAUUUAUAGGUUACUGUGUCCACAAGUUACAAGUAAUCACUCUCACUUGAAGAGUGUGAGUUUGGAAGAAAGAAAAAAAUUGGUGUCUGCUGAAUGAAUAAAAUAAAUUAAAAUCUUAAAAUAAAA